AUGCAGUACGUGGGUGACGCCACGAGGCACUUCUCCACGUCCCAGUUCAAUUUGCUCGGUAGCACCAUGGACCAGAUGAGCAGCCGUGCGGCCCCUGGCAGCCCCUACACCCCGGAGCACGCGGCCAGCGCGCCCACCCACUCGCCCUACGCGCAGCCCAGCUCCACUUUCGACACCAUGUCGCCGGCGCCCGUCAUCCCGUCCAACGCCGACUACCCGGGGCCACACCACUUCGAGGUCACCUUCCAGCAAUCCAGUACCGCCAAGUCGGCCACCUGGACGUACUCCCCGCUGCUAAAGAAACUCUACUGCCAAAUCGCCAAGACCUGCCCCAUCCAGAUCAAGGUGUCCACCCCACCACCCCCAGGCACUGCCAUCCGGGCCAUGCCCGUCUACAAGAAGGCGGAACAUGUCACCGAGGUGGUGAAGCGCUGCCCUAACCACGAGCUUGGAAGGGACUUCAAUGAAGGACAGUCGGCCCCAGCCAGCCACCUUAUCCGCGUGGAAGGAAACAACCUGUCGCAGUACGUGGAUGACCCGGUGACCGGCAGACAGAGCGUCAUGGUGCCCUACGAGCCCCCCCAGGUGGGGACAGAAUUCACCACCAUCCUCUACAACUUCAUGUGUAACAGCAGCUGCGUGGGUGGCAUGAACCGAAGGCCCAUCCUUAUCAUCAUCACCCUGGAGACCCGAGACGGGCAGGUUCUGGGCCGAAGGUCGUUUGAAGGCCGCAUCUGCGCCUGCCCGGGCCGAGACCGAAAAGCAGACGAGGACCACUACCGCGAGCAGCAGGCCCUGAAUGAGAGCGCCGCCAAGAACGGCAUCGCCAACAAGCGUGCCUUCAAACAGAGCCCCCCUGCCAUCCCGGCACUGGGCACCAAUGUGAAGAAGCGACGUCAUGGGGAUGAGGACGUAUUCUACCUGCAAGUGCGAGGUCGGGAGAACUUCGAGAUCCUGAUGAAGAUCAAGGAGAGCCUGGAGUUGAUGGAGCUGGUGCCGCAGCCACUGGUGGACUCCUACAGGCAGCAGCAGCAGCUCCUGCAGAGGCCCCCUGUCCCUCACAGCCACCUGCAGCCCAGCUCCUAUGGGCCCGUGCUGUCCCCCGCCAACAAAAUGCACGGAGGAGUCAACAAGCUCCCGUCCGUCACGCAGCUGGUGGGCCAGCCUCCCUCACACAGCUCGGCACCAGGACCCAGCCUGGGGCCUAUGGGCCCUGGGAUGCUCACGCACCAUGGCCAGGCACUGCCAGCCAACGGUGAGAUGAAUGGGCCCCACAGCUCGCAGACCAUGGUCUCGGGAUCCCACUGUACCCCACCACCCCCCUACCAUGCCGACCCCAGCCUGGUUAGCUUCCUGACAGGACUGGGGUGUCCCAACUGUAUUGAGUAUUUCACCUCCCAGGGCCUACAGAACAUGUACCACCUGCAGAGCCUGACGAUAGAGGAUCUCGGGGCCCUGAAGAUCCCAGAUCAGUACCGCAUGACCAUCUGGCGUGGCCUGCAGGACCUGAAGCAGGGCCCAGACUAUGCGGCACAGCAGCUCCUGCGCUCCAGCAGCAACGCAGCCGCCACCAUCUCCAUCGGCAGCUCGGGGGAGCUGCAGCGCCAGCGCGUCAUGGAGGCCGUGCAUUUCCGCGUGCGCCACACCAUCACCAUCCCCAACCGUGGCCCCGCAGUGCCUGACGAGUGGGCUGACUUCGGCUUCGACCUGCCCGACUGCAAGGCCCGCAAGCAGCCCAUCAAGGAGGAGUUCCCUGAGAGCGAGGUCAACUGAGGGGUGUGUGAUUCCAGGGGGCAGGGGGCUGGACCCCCAUAGAUGCCUCGGCCCCCAUGGACAGCGGGCCUGGCUGCUGAGAACCCCGGAG
This is a messenger RNA of Suncus etruscus (white-toothed pygmy shrew), 1864 nucleotides long. RefSeq names its product tumor protein p73 (gene TP73). Gene Ontology annotation, biological process: protein tetramerization; regulation of transcription by RNA polymerase II; apoptotic process. Gene Ontology annotation, molecular function: RNA polymerase II cis-regulatory region sequence-specific DNA binding; DNA-binding transcription factor activity, RNA polymerase II-specific; protein binding. Lineage: Eukaryota; Metazoa; Chordata; Mammalia; Eulipotyphla; Soricidae. Bases 1 to 1773 code for a protein of 590 amino acids. The record is from RefSeq and is a predicted model, not a curated record. Gene Ontology annotation, cellular component: nucleus. The transcript is spliced from 12 exons.